Molecule: messenger RNA, 246 nt
Organism: Echinostoma caproni
Lineage: Eukaryota; Metazoa; Platyhelminthes; Trematoda; Plagiorchiida; Echinostomatidae
Source: the annotation of a GenBank genome assembly
AUGGACGACGUGUCUGCCCUUUCGUUCCUCGAAGUGCAACUAAAUCUGGCCUAUCGUCGAUAUUGGGACGAGCGAGUGGUGAGCUUGGAUUAUUUGUAUUCAGCCACCGAUGAGGAUAAUUCACUUCCUGGUGACACCGAUGGCUUCAAGAGUGAUUUGAUUCGUUGGGUCGCUCGGUUUCCGUUUCCCAUGGCUCAACGUGAAUACAUCUACGCCCGCCGUUGGUGGUUGGAAACUGUCCAGGAA